Messenger RNA from Anthostomella pinea, 996 nucleotides. NCBI's taxonomy places the organism in Eukaryota, Fungi, Ascomycota, Sordariomycetes, Xylariales, Xylariaceae. The record is from the annotation of a GenBank genome assembly.
AUGGCGCAAAAUAAUUACGACGCACAUCCAGACAUAGCAAAACUCAAGCCGUGGACGGAGAUGAUGUUUACAGGCGACAGUUUCAGCAUCCUGAAAUAUGACCGAGAUAUCUACUCGCUUAUAAAAAGCGGUCUGGUAAACGUCCAUGUUGGAGAGCUGGAUCAACUCAGCGCCAGCAAGGUACACCUUGCAGACGGUACCGAGUUCGAAUCGGAUGUUCUCGUCGCCAACACGGGCUGGAAGCACGUGCCGAGCAUCAAAUUCCUACCCGAAGGCAUCGAGGCCGAGCUUGGUAUCCCACACCAGCCGACAGAGUCUGGGUCCGCACCGCCGCAAGACCUUGCAAACCAACAUGCCCUAGUCGAAGCCGCCGACAGAGAAAUCCUGCAGCGGUUUCCCCAGCUGAGGCGCCAGCCGGUGUGGAAUGCGCACUACAAGCCAAUAACGGAGCAGAAAGGCAUCAGCACCGACACCGCCGACGAGGUGACGCCGUAUACUCCGCUGACGCCAUACAUGCUGUACCGCUUCAUGGUGCCUGCGUCGGCCCGAUUCCUGCGUACGCGCGAUAUUGCAUUCGCGGGCAUGAUGUCGAAUCUCAGCAACGCGCUCAGGGCGCAUAUUUGCGGGCUGUGGAUCAGCGCCUUCUUCUCCGGGAAGCUGGCCAUCGACACUGACACUGACACCGACCCAGGCGCCCCGGCCUCGGCCUCGGCCUCGGAGUCGCCGGAAGACGGGAACAUAGAGAGGAGGAUCAGAAGACUGCAGUACGAAACCGUGUUGUUCAACCGCUGGGGCAAGUGGCGCUACCCGACGGACUGGGGAACCAAGCGGCCGAACUUCGUGUUCGACGCCGUGCCCUGCUUCGACCUGCUGCAGAGGGACCUUGGGCUCAACCAAUACCGCAAAGGCGGCUGGUUCGCCGAGAUGACGCAGGUGUAUGGCCCGGCGGAUUACGAGGACAUCACCGACGAGUGGAUGCGGAAGCAGAAGGAUUGA